AUGCAUCUCCAAGGUGUUCUAGAUGAAAUCAUGUGCAGAGCCCUUCCUACCACCUUAAAAGGCCCAGCUAGAGUAUGGUUUAGUAAGCUACCGCCAAAUACCAUAACUUCGUUUAAGGAGUUAAGUAAGUUGUUUGUCAACAACUUUUUUGGGGGACAAAGGCAAAAGCGUUCCUCGUCCAACCUGUUGAACAUAGAACAAGGAGAAAAUGAAAAUUUGCAUACUUUUAUCAGCCAUUUUAAUAGAGAAGCUCUGUUGGUGGAUGGGAUGGAUGACAAGAUCCUCUUGGUUUCUUUCUAUAAUGGAGUUAGUUCAGACCUGUUCAUUCACAAGCUGUAUGACCAGGCGCCUCAGACGAUGGCUAAGUUGAUACAAUUAGCCCAAAGUUUCAUGAAUGCAGAAGACGUAAUUAUUACCAAGAAGAAGAAGAAAGGUGAACGACUGGAAAAUGGCUAUAUACACCAUCCAGAGCAAGGUCCUCAUCUAAAGAAAGCCAAAGUAGGGGAGAAAAAGGAUCACGACGGCAAGAAAGCAAGGUCCUCUUUAGGACAAUACUCUAACUACACUCCCUUGAAUGUUUCACUUGAUCAAGUUUUAAUGCAGAUCAAAGAUGAUCCAUCCUUGAAGGGGCCUAAGAGGAUGAAAGGAGAUCCUAGUAAGCGGAACAAAAGCAAGUAUUGUCGUUUUCAUCGUGACCAUGGACAUGAUACGAACGAAUGCUAUGACUUGAAACAACAGAUUGAAGCUUUUAUUAAGCAAGGAAAGUUGAAGAAUUUCCUUGGGUGA
Quercus lobata is the source of this 786-nucleotide messenger RNA. RefSeq lists its product as uncharacterized. Lineage: Eukaryota; Viridiplantae; Streptophyta; Magnoliopsida; Fagales; Fagaceae. The record is from RefSeq and is a predicted model, not a curated record. The transcript has a single exon. The coding region runs from base 1 to 786 and encodes 261 amino acids.